AAUGGGUUUUUAUACAAACCAAAGUAAUCAAUAACUGAGUAUAACUCAAGAAUCGUAUGAUAAUAAAUCAAAGAUCAAAAUAAAGCUCAUGAUAAGAGAAACACAAAUAUGAAUCGUUUAGUUACGUAACAAUUGUACAAUAGGAAAUAUGCAUAAUACAUUGGUCGAUAAAUAGUCCUUAGAGUUACCAUUCAUAAUUCACCAGGGGAUAUAACAGUAUCCAUCGUUCGAUUAGUCCUAAAUAUACGUAUCAGUGUCCAUAACUGUAUUACAUAACUUAAAAUAGGGUAAUGCCCUGACCAUAAUCGUUUGCUAGUCAUUGGAAAAUAUAUUACAAUAUCCGUCUACCGAUGGAACACCGCUUACUAUUCGAGUUCUAACUCAUAGCUAAGCUUUAUUUCCCGAUUUCACUCCUUUUUAGUGGAAUGAAUUCCCUAUAUUCAUUUUUUCACUGCAGUUUAUAAUAUUACUCUCAAUACUUUGUCGUUCAUCUUUUAAAUUUUCUCCGUUACUUUGCUGAUAUUACGUUCAUUAAUUUAAGUGAAUACAUAUUUGUGCUACUUCCUAUUUUGUUUAUGACCAACUGACACCCUCUAUUGAUAAAUUCAGUUUAAAACCGCAUAAGGAACUGGUGACUUAUAUUCAUUUUUAGUUGCGGUUUGUUCUUAUUUCUACCUCACUAACUUCAAAUUUAGGAAAAUUGGGUGCCCGAUCUUCAAACACGUAAACACUUAAUCGUUGACUGAAAUUAAUCGAUUAGCCUUAGUUUCACCUGAAGCGCUUGGCUUUUCUCGCAAGUUUGUAAUAGGUAUGUAUAGAAAACUUUUGUAAAUGUUCAUAGUUAAUUCCUUUAUUCCCGUAAGUAGUUGACUAUUUAUAUUUUCUAGCCUAUUUUUACAGAGGAAUUUUGUCUUCCCGAUAUUUCUUGACAAUAAACCGCACUAAAUAGUUAGAUAUUAGCUGUUCGUUACGAAUGGAAAUUUACUAUAAUUCAUUCCACACCACCUUAGAUUUUAUUUUUGUACGAAGUAGCUAUCUGACCAAAGCAACCUGGAAGUUAUUUUGACUGUAGUUGUAGAUAACAGUUUGUCUCUAUCAUUUCCAUUCUUGUUAUCCUAUUAACAUUUCUAUAGACUUUACCAUCUUAAGAUAUUCUUCUAGUAUCAGGAUAAUGUAAGGAUAAUAAACAACAGUUAAUUAAAUAACAUAAUCAUAGGUUACAAAUUAGCUUUUUUUAAAUCCAAGUGGUUAUUGAUGAUUCAAGUCAAUGUUGAUAUGAAAAAGUCAAAAAUUGACCAAAGAUCCCUGUAUUAUAUAUAAAGUCUCAUUUGUUAUAAUAGGGGACACCUCGAAUAAAAACAGGGUAAAGAUUAGAACUUGGUUACUUUUACAAAAUAUAUUGUCAUUGUGUGGGAAACCUCUCAGUAUAUGAUGUGUUUAGUUUAUUUUUAAUAUGAAUGAAAAAUUGAUUUACUGAUUGGUAAUAUUGAUUGGCACCUAAUACUCAUUUCAAUUUUCUUUCGUUUCACAGCCUUUAUUUUGGUUAUUAUCGUAAAAAAUUAAAAAAGUCAUUGCAAUGAGCAUAGAGACUGCUCCGUAUACUGUUUCAAAAACUUGGACUCAAGAAAAAGUUGAACUGCGUGAGUAUAACUCUUUACGAUGGGUUUGUGCCAUGAGUCAUGAAAGUUCUAUGGAUAAGGCAAGUAAGGAGUGCUUUUGGAAGUUGUUCAGGUAUAUUGGUGGGAAAAAUGCACAAAAGGUUAAAGUACCGAUGACUGCUCCAGUUACUAUUGAAAGCAAACCAGAUAAUCAGUCUGUCAUGAAAAGAUGUUUUACGAUGGGUUUCUACAUUCCUGAAGCGUUUCAAUCAAAUCCACCUACUCCAACUGAAGAGGGUGUAUUUAUAGAAACUAGACCAGCUAUGAAAGUUUACUGUUGGACUUAUUCAGGUUUUUCAAAUAAUAACAAAGCAUUAAAUAAUGCACGUAAACUUGGUGAAAGUCUUGAUCAACUUGGUUUAAAAUAUACACCAGAUCCUUUUUAUUUUGCUGGUUAUGAUUCACCAUUCAAGCUAAUCAAUCGUCGAAAUGAAAUAUGGUUUAAAGCUCAUUAA
Messenger RNA from Schistosoma rodhaini, 2113 nucleotides. The record is from the annotation of a GenBank genome assembly. Lineage: Eukaryota; Metazoa; Platyhelminthes; Trematoda; Strigeidida; Schistosomatidae.